GACGUGUCCUGAUGGCGCUAUGACAUGUUUACGUUGCAGCAUGCAUCAGGCGCCCUCCUCCGGCAGCUGGCGCAUCCGAACAGCACCAAAGGGCGCAUGCCCCGCCGGCUCCCCUCGAGGAGGCAUAAGUUGGCCAAGGUGCGCAGAGGAACGGGUAGCAACUUGCGUAAUUACAACAGCCAGGCCGCGGGGGUAGUGCUACUGACGUGCCCCGACGGCGCCGUGAAUCAUGCGCACACAAGGCGAACAAAAACUAUGGCGCCCUCCGCCAGCAGCUGGCAAAUCGAAACGGCACCAAACAUGGCCAGCCGGCUCCACCCGAGAGGGACAACAUUUUUCGGUUGGGAUGCGAGUUUGCUUCCCGUCACCUCACCGCGCGCUGGUCACUAGCAGGCGAAAUGCAGGAGCAGGGAUGCACCCUGGCAGGAGCGCUUG
Prorocentrum cordatum is the source of this 435-nucleotide messenger RNA. The record is from the annotation of a GenBank genome assembly. NCBI's taxonomy places the organism in Eukaryota, Dinophyceae, Prorocentrales, Prorocentraceae.